Molecule: messenger RNA, 1740 nt
Organism: Syzygium oleosum
Lineage: Eukaryota; Viridiplantae; Streptophyta; Magnoliopsida; Myrtales; Myrtaceae
Product: F-box protein SKIP22-like
Exons: 1
Coding region: 511-1365 (284 amino acids)
Molecular function (GO): protein binding
Source: RefSeq, a predicted model, not a curated record
UAUAAUAGUGACACUGAUGACAAGCCAAUUGCCCCUCAACACUCUCCUCCUCCCGCCUCUCUCUCAACCGCCACGGACGGAGCUUCAGUCGCCGGACUCCACCAGUUCUCUCUGAUCUCUCGGCCUCGCAUCCUUUCCGGGUGAGAUCAUAGCCUCCUCUUGAACCCCAAUUCCUGUACAGGAAGCAUUGGAUCAGGUUUUCUCUCGAGGACACGAGGGGUCAUGGAUUCUGAAGAUUGCCCUGGUUUAGGAGGGCGGCCUGAGGAUGAGGGGGCUGCGGAUUCGGAGAUGACCCAUUUGGUUCCUGAAGAUGGACAGCAAGUCAAUGCUCCGGGAAGCAGCGCCGAGGGUCGAGGUAAUUCUUCUUCUGGACGUGCUGGCGUUCUCGCCGUGGAUGGGCCAGUUGUGAUUCGCACCGAGUUAUCCGAGCCUUAGUUUCUUUUCAAGAGGGUCUUGACGGAGAGGGUUUUGAAAGAGGAGUUGGGUAAGAACGGUGGUAAGCUUAUAGUCAUGGCGGUGCACGCGGUUAUGCAGGAAUCGUGUUUCGUCGCGCUUGAUCCGCCGGCGACCGGAAUGCCUGCUGCGGAUCGGUUAUGCAGGAAUCCGGUUUCGUUGCGGUAUAGUCUGCCUGAGCUUGUGGCUAGGAGCCAGGGUCUGAACAUGCCCGAGAGUGUAACUUUGACGUUUCAGAGCCCAGGUCAUUUCAUCACUGUCUACGGAUCUUUGGCUAAUGCCAACUUGGGUUUGCCUAGAGUCUUGGCGGGUUUGCCCAGGGUCUGUUGUUUGGAUAUGCGCAGCUUUGCUCCUACUGUCGAGUUGAUGCGGAUGUGGGCGAAAGGCGAUGACAAUAAUGAUAUGGAAGCGGAUGAGGAUGGUGGUUUUUGGUGUUCAUAUCCCGUAAAAAGAAUGUUCGAGUUCUGGAGGAUUGUGAAAGAUUACUUGGCAUUGCCACUGUUACUAGACCUAGCCGAAAGUGUUGGUUUGUCGCUCCCGUCUUAUUUCACAUGCCUUCCCACGGAACUGAAGCUCAAGAUUUUCGAAUCGCUCUCUGGUGUUGACCUAGCAAGGGUAGGGUGUGUGUGUUCGGAACUUCGCUAUUUGACAUCCAGUAAUGACUUGUGGAAGCAGAAGUACAUGGAUGAGUUUAAAAGGAAGAGUAGAGAAAGCCAAGGGAUGAUCGAUUGGAAGCAGCGUUUCGCACGGUCGUGGAAGAGGCGAAUAGGGAGAUACUCAUAUCGCCGCAGAUUCCGUCAUUGGUGGCAAAGAAGAAGGGAAGAGGGAGAUACUCAGUUGGUCGCAGACCCCUUUACAAGUGGACCGGCAAGGGUGCGAAUGCCUUGUGGUUUCGAGAAUUAUAGUCGGUGAUUACAAUCGGUUAUCUGGUCUUGGGUUCCACCCCCUUUCAGACAGCCAUUUCGUGAAGCUCAACUCUUGCUGAAAGAUUUUGAAUAGAUCUUGAUGACUGUCGCCCAAUGGCUGCUGAGAUAUUAUGGCACUGGACGUAUAUGAAAUGGUUGCUGUAAAGAUAGAAUUAGCACUUAGCAUGAUGAGGAUGUGUGCGGAGGUUGAAGUUUUACUGUCAAUUUAGUUUGACAGAAGUCUUCGCUUUCCAUGUUACCUACCGAUACUGACUAAUCCAUUGUACAUGAAGUUGUGUGUUCUUGACAAUUACUUUCUUGUUUCAAUGGAGUUUAUUAGAGGUUCUCUUGGCAGAAUAAAGUUGAUUAAAGUUUUUCCUUU